Molecule: messenger RNA, 1662 nt
Organism: Vigna radiata var. radiata (mung bean)
Lineage: Eukaryota; Viridiplantae; Streptophyta; Magnoliopsida; Fabales; Fabaceae
Product: protein BIG GRAIN 1-like E
Exons: 1
Coding region: 328-1329 (333 amino acids)
Biological process (GO): auxin-activated signaling pathway
Source: RefSeq, a predicted model, not a curated record
UCUUUGCUCCCCACAAUCCAUAACAAAAACCUCUGGUUUUAACAGCAUGAGAGGAUAAAAAGCACUGUUCCCCACUUAUAUCCCAAUCUCAUCUUUAUUGCUAAUGCACAUAUGCACAUCUUGUGGACCUCACACAAAAACCUCCAAAACUCCCUCAUCAUAUAAAAUUAUGCCUAGAGUUAUUCAUUAUCCUAAACUUACCCUCCCACUACUCUCAAUCAUUCCAAACCCCUUUCAUCUCUUUGCAUCUUGAUAUAGCCCCCCUUCUUGUUACAUAUUACUGUCCAUAUUAUUCCACAGUUCACCAUAACUUCUCAAACUUGCACCAUGUCCAUAGCAGGCCUCAUGGACCCAGAAAUUAAUCACAACAAGUCCUUCCACCGCAGGAACGAUUCUGGUGAGCUUGAUGUGUUUGAGGCAGCAAGGUACUUCUCAGGAUACAGUGAAGUUGUUGGCUACACUGGCUCCACCUUCACUCAGAAGAUCAUGAGAGAAGAAAGACAUCAUGCACACAGAGCCAGAAUCAGCUUAGACAUGCCAAUGAGAAGCUUGCUUCCCCAACAAUUCCAUGGCAUGGAGAAGCAAAUCAUGAAGGAGAAGAAACACAAGCAGCCUAGCUCUCCAGGUGGAAGGCUUGCAAGCUUCUUGAACUCUCUCUUCAGCCAAUCAGCAUCAAAGAAGAAGAAAUCAAAAUCCAGCUCUCAGUCCAUGAAAGAUGAGGACGAGAGCCCUGGAGGGAGGAGGAGGAGGAGGAGCAGCAUUAGCCAUUUCAGAAGCGCCAGCACUGCAGAUUCAAAGUCCUUAUACUCUUCCUUAAGUUCAGGGUUCAGAACUCCUCCUUAUGUACAAACACCAACCAAGAGCUGCAAGGAAUUCAGAACCUUCUCAGACCACAAGCAUGCACAGUUAUUGUCAGCAAAGUAUAAUAAUGGACAUGCAAGAUCAACAACCACUUUGCAAAAUGAGUUGUGGGAUGAGAAGAAAAAAAGGGAACCAACAACAACUUUGAUGGAUGAUAACAGGCACAAUCACAAACACAAACACAUGAAUGGUUUAUCAUCAUCAGAGAAACAAAGGAACAAGGGAAGUCAUGAAUCAGUUGAGAAAGAUAGGAUGUUAGUGGAGAAGUACUCAGCAGAGGAAAAGGAAAUCUCUCAAAUCAGGAAGUUCAAUGAGGUUGAUGAUGGUGCAGAAAGUGAUUCAAGCUCUGAUCUGUUUGAAUUGCAAAACUAUGACUUGGGAUACUAUUCAAGUGGUCUACCUGUCUAUGAAACUACCAACAUGGAUAGCAUCAAGAGAGGAGCACCAAUUUCCAAUGGCCCUCUGUGAUGGUGUAUAAUAUUCUCUUCCUUCUUUAUUGGUUGGUUCAUGUUGAACUAGCAUGUUAGAAGCUAUCAAAAGGAAAAAUCUAUUAGAUUUUGCCUGUUUCCCGCUGGGUUUCAUUUCAACUUCUUUCAAUACUUUUUUCUCUGUGUGUACAGAUUGGAAUGUUGGCUUGUCUUAUCUAAUUUUAUCUCAUGUCUUUUCCUUUUGGACCUUUGUUUUAGAGUGCAAAAACAAAACAAAAUUUUAUGCUCUCCAUUACUGUCUUCACCAUAUUCUUACCGUGAUUUUAGGUUUAACAUUUAAUCAAGAGUUUAGUUGCCAAUUCUCCCACAAUCA